Messenger RNA from Periophthalmus magnuspinnatus, 1061 nucleotides. Its product is annotated as V-type proton ATPase subunit d 1-like. The transcript is spliced from 8 exons. Gene Ontology annotation, molecular function: proton-transporting ATPase activity, rotational mechanism. Bases 1 to 1059 code for a protein of 352 amino acids. Gene Ontology annotation, cellular component: early endosome; lysosomal membrane; vacuolar proton-transporting V-type ATPase complex. Gene Ontology annotation, biological process: vacuolar transport; vacuolar acidification; proton transmembrane transport. The record is from RefSeq and is a predicted model, not a curated record. Lineage: Eukaryota; Metazoa; Chordata; Actinopteri; Gobiiformes; Gobiidae.
AUGGCGGCAUGUCCAGAGCUCACCUUUAACACAGAUCAUGGGUAUUUGGAGGGUCUAGUUCGUGGGAUGAAAGCUGGGAUCCUGACACAGACUGACUAUCAAAACCUUGCACAAUGUGAUACACUUGAAGAUCUGAAGCUCCAGCUGCAGAGCACAGACUAUGGUAAACUCCUGUCCUCGGCUGAUCAGGGCCUGUCUGUGUCUCUGAUGGACUCCAAACUCAGGGAGAACCUCACCGCUGAGUUCAGGUGUCUGCGCUCCAAUGCCCUGCCUCAGCUCUCCACCUUCAUGGACUACAUCACCUACAGUUACAUGAUUGACAAUGUGGUCCUUCUGAUCACCGGAGCGCUGAGGCAGAGGGAGGUGUCUGAGCUGCUUCCACGGUGUCACCCACUGGGCGUCUUUGACCAAAUGGCUGCAGUGGGCAUCGCACGCACUCCUACUGAACUAUACUCCACUAUCCUGGUGGACUCCCCUUUAGGUCAGUUUUUCCAGGAUGCUGUGUCUGAGAGCAGUCUGGAUGACAUGGAGACGGAGAUCCUGAGAAACAAAUUAUAUAAGGCAUUUUUAGAGUCCUUCUAUGCAUUUUGCAAGAGCAUUGGUGGUGCCACUCAAGACGUUAUGUGUCCUGUUCUGGAGUUUGAAGCUGAUAGGAGAGCCUUCAUCAUCACAGUGAACUCCUUUGGGACAGAUCUCAGCAGUGCAGACAGAUGUGCACUCUAUCCCACUUGUGGUAAGCUUCACCCUGAGGGGCUGCAGCUCCUGGCCAAGGCAGAGGACCCUGGACAGAUCAAAGCUGUUGCAGAGUGCUAUCCCGAGUAUAAAGUGGUGUUUGAUGACCCCGAGCCAGGAUCUGAUUACAAGAGCUUAGAAGACAGAUUCUUCGAGCAGGAGGUGAAGCUGAAUGUAUUGGCCUUCCUGCAACAAUUCCACUUUGGAAUAUUUUAUGCCUAUAUCAAACUAAAAGAGCAGGAGAUUCGUAACAUUGUAUGGAUCGCUGAAUGCAUCACACAGAGGCAAAAGUCAAAGAUUAACAGCUAUAUCCCCAUUUUCCAAUGAAA